Molecule: messenger RNA, 4966 nt
Organism: Musca domestica (house fly)
Lineage: Eukaryota; Metazoa; Arthropoda; Insecta; Diptera; Muscidae
Gene: ksr
Product: kinase suppressor of Ras 2
Exons: 2
Coding region: 900-4394 (1164 amino acids)
Biological process (GO): protein phosphorylation
Molecular function (GO): protein kinase activity; ATP binding
Source: RefSeq, a predicted model, not a curated record
CAAGUCGACCUAUGCAUCCCUAACACACUACGAACGAACACAAAACGAAGAAGAGAAAUAUUUUUCUUGGCUGACAAAAACCUAUUUUCCAACGAGAAAAUUUGCAAAAUUUAAGAAAAAUCAAGAUAAAAUCCACAAAUAAAAUAUCAAAUAUUAAGAAAGCAAUGCCCCGCAGUGAAUUGUCAGCAAUGAAGGGCAAUGUUUGUGCGAAAUAAAAACGAAAUGCAGUAAUAAUUAUGUAGGCAACCCCUGACAAGAGGAGGCAGCAGCACAAAGAAAUGGAUAAAGAAUUUUUUUUUGGAAAAAAGUUGGCGACAAAUUUGCGAAAAUAUUGCUGCAGUUUUAUACGAAAAAGUGAAAGAAAAGUGUAAUAAUUGGAAAAGUUUUCCAUGAAGAAAAGUAUAAUGAAAAUUAUAUGAAUUUGUUGUGUUUUUAAUUAAAUGAAAUCAAAUUUGGUGCUCUAUACAAAAUAUAAUAAGAAGAAAAUACUAUACCUAGCAGCAGCACCGUCGUCGUCGUCGCCGCCACCACCCCACCUCCUCUGUUAUUAUUAUACUUUUCGCGUAAUAUGUUGUAGACGACGUCUUCGUUUGGGACAGACGGAUAAAAAUAAAAAAGGCAACACCACCACACACACGACCGACAAACGAAAAAAAAAGAAGUUAAACCAAAAAAAAACAAAAAGAAUACGGCUGGCUGUUGAAUUUUACAAACCACGACGAUUGAAGAAAAACCCCAUAAUUUGUUUUCGCUUAUAUUGGAUAUAUCUUUAACCGAUUAUGGAUAACAAAAGCUGUAAUAACAAUACUGUGUGUUGAGACUAAAAAAGAAAUUUUGAAACCCAUGCACACAUCCCCUCUUCUCUCGCUCCACACAUCCAAUGUAACAAAAUUGUGAUCAUGAUAAAUAGUAGUUCUACAACAGCAACUCCAGUUAAAACAAUGACACCGGUGCGCAGCAAUCCCCAUCAAUCGAAUGCCCACUCAGCUUCUGCAUCUUCGUUGCCAGCCAAUGAUUUGGAUGUAAUACAGGAUAUGAUUGAUUGUUCGGCCAAUCGUUUGGAGGGAUUGCGAACACAAUGUCUAACCAGUACCCUGUUAACGCAACGAGAAAUACGCAGUUUGGAAACCAAACUGCUACGUAUGUUCUCCGAGCUAUUACUAACCAAAGGAAGACUAAACGAACGUUUGCCAGCAAGCGGUCUACCACAUACCUCAGGCAAUGAAUUGCGACAAUGGUUAAGGGUGGUGGGUCUAAGUCAGGAAACAUUAAAUGUUUGCCUCACUCGACUAUCAACCUUGGAACAGCUAUUGGAAUUAAAUGAAGAUGCUCUAAAGGAACUUUUGGAGCACAAUCCCAAUUAUCGCGAGGAAGAAUUAAGGCGACUAACCAAAGCCAUGCAAAAUCUAAGAAAAUGUAAAGAUAUAUUGACCACACCCGCUGUACACGAGACUACGCAAGAUUCCGAGUUGGCCACAGAUGCGGAGGAAACUAAAUCGUCAAGGGAAAGUAAUGAACAAUUAAUAGAACAAUUAUUUUGGGAUUCAUGGGAUCGACAUCAUCGUGGCAGUGUGGGUAAUAUUGGUAUUACAGCAUCGCCACGCACUAAUCGCAAUGCUCUAAAACAAGCCAAACAGCAGCAACAGCAUCAAUCCAACAGACAAUCGCCAUCAAACGAUAAUCAAUCAGCAUACAAAUCUUCAUCCAGCACCACCUCCAUAAACAAUUCCAUGAAUGAUGACAACAAUUCCACACAAAGUAGCCAGAGUUCGGCACUAACAUUGACUCUAACGCCAUCACCACCCAAUUCACCAUUUUCCAUAUCAACCUCAGUAUUUGGCGGCGGCGGUGGUGGCAGUUUAAAUGGUACCCCUCAAAAGACCACAAAAAUUGCCGGCACUCCUCCACCCAUGAAAAAACACAUGACUUCUCUGAACAGUAACCAGCCAUUGACGCCAACGCAUGCUGCCUCACUGCAGCACAGUGCCGGAGGUUAUCAUCAUCAGCAGGCCCAUCAACAGGAUCACAUACCCAUACCUUUGUCAAAAUCGAAAUCAAAUGAAUCCCAGUUUCAAGAUUCGUCAUUGUCUUCGAUGUCGACAACCAUCAUAAGUUCACCGACCAUGGCCAAUAGUGGUGGUGGUGGUGGCGGUCCUUUGAAAUAUAACUCUGGCUAUGGUAGCAACACAACAACAGCAACCAGAUCAAGACUUAACACAGAUCCCAGUCCCGACAGCCAUUCAUCGGCCAGUUCAGAUAUAUUUGUGGAAUCAUCCAACAACAGUAGCAACAACAACAGCCUACAAGUCCCUCUUUCGCCCUGUACACCCAUUGUCAACCUAAGCAUGAGUCACAAUAUUGCCCAUCGUUUCAAUACGGUGGUGAAAGUGGCCACAUGUGAUUUAUGCCUGAAGCCCAUGUUUAUUGGACGCAAAUGCAAGGAAUGUAAAUAUCGUUGCCAUAAAGUGUGUGAACCCGAUGUGCCACCCUCAUGUUGUUUACCUCCAGAAUUUAUAAAAGAAUUCAAGAAUGCCAUUAAGGAUCAGGUGGCUGCCGGCUAUCACAAUCAACUGACACACACUCUGCAGACACAAUCGCCCAAUCAAAGUCAUGGUAGCUUGGGCAAACAGCGUAAGGCUCGCACCGCCGGUGGCGGACGUCAUCAGAAGCAUGGCUCCAAUGUUAGUGCAAGUAAUGCUGGUGGCAUCAUUGGUGGCGGUGGCAUGCAUGCCGACAGCAGUUCACCCGGUUCCAGUUGUAACAGUUCUAGUCCUUCAAGUCCUGCUCUUUUCAAUCUCCAACAUCAUCAUUCUUCGGGCGAUAUGCAGGCCACCACAAUAAUGAGCUCAUCGGCGGGUGGUUCGAGUACCAGCUCCAAUAUGUUGUCCACACCUUCGUCUCACAAAAAUGCCAGUCAAUUUAAUUUUCCUGAUGUUACCAUUACCUCCAACUGUAACAAUCCGGCUGGGGCAACAACUGAAACUAUUCUCUCGGCUCAAAAUGCAAACACCUGUUCGCCAAGUCAUGAAUACAACAUGAUGGAUGGUGAUGGUCAACAGCAACAGCACCAACAACAACGUUCACGCAACAACAGCAAUGAAGCCUUGAUUUCAUCGACAGGCAAUAAUUCUAAUAAUUUGAGUGGAUCAGGAUCGGGUGCGGCUGUGGGUGGUGUGCAAGGCAACAGUUCAUCAUCAACAACUAUGUCGUCAUCGUCGACAACAACAACGUCACAUCACAACAACAUUGCGGCGGCCAACAAUAUUGUAAAUGCUGGACCGGCAACAUUUUUCCCACGAAAACUAAGUUCUGCUGGUGUGGAUAAACGUGGCAAUUUUACCGAAUUAUCGGAUACCCACAAAUCAAAUGACAGCGACAAGACCGUAUCUCUGUCGGGCAGUACCUCUGCCUCCACAGACUCUGAUCGAACACCGGUGAGGUUGGAUUCCACAGAAGAUGGUGACUCUGGAAAUUGGCCAAGACAAAAUUCCCUAUCCCUCAAAGAAUGGGAUAUACCCUAUGGAGAUUUAAAGAUGUUGGAAAAAAUUGGCCAAGGUCGGUUUGGUACCGUGCACAGGGCCAUGUGGCAUGGUUCUGUGGCCGUUAAACUGCUAAAGGAAGACUAUUUGGCCGAUGAGCAAAUGUUGGAGGUCUUCAAGGCUGAGGUGGCCAAUUUCAAGAAGACACGUCAUGAGAAUUUGGUGCUUUUUAUGGGUGCUUGCAUGAAUCCGCCGUACUUGGCCAUUGUGACAUCCCUGUGCAAGGGCAAUACCCUGUACACCCAUAUACAUUCACGUCGCGAGAAAUUUGUCAUCAACAAGACCACACUGAUAGCCCAACAGAUUACCCAGGGCAUGGGCUAUCUGCAUGCCCGCGGCAUCAUACACAAGGAUUUGCGCACCAAGAACAUCUUCCUGGAGAAUGGCAAAGUUAUUAUAACCGAUUUUGGUUUGUUUAGUUCAACAAAGCUACUGUACUGUGAUAAAGGUCUGGGUGUACCACUUGGUUGGCUGUGCUAUUUGGCACCCGAAUUAAUGCGUUGUCUUAUGCCUUGUAAGCCUACGGGUGAGAUCCUGCCAUUUUCGGCUGCCUCGGAUGUGUAUUCCUUUGGUACGGUGUGGUAUGAACUGUUGUGCGGUGAAUUCCCCUUCAAAUCCCAGCCGCCGGAAUCGAUAAUCUGGCAAGUGGGUCGCGGCAUGAAACAAACGCUGGCCAAUUUACAAACAUCCCGUGACGUGAAGGAUAUUUUGAUGUUGUGUUGGCAUUACACCGUCGAUGAUAGACCUGAUUUUCCCAAACUGUUGACAUUGUUUGAGAGAUUACCGAAGAAGAGAUUGGCUAGAUCACCCUCACAUCCCAUACAAUUGUCUAGAUCAGCUGAGGCCAUAUUUUAAGGAGUGGGAAUUGUAAUUUCCGAAAGAUAAAUUAUAUGCCGACUAGACAACAGAAAGAUGGGAAGUAUGGCAAAAAUCAACAACAAACUACAACAAGAUUAUAUAAAUAAAUGUAAAUAUAAAUAAAUAAAUAAUAUUCAAUAUAUUAAAGUUGAAAACAAAACAAAGCAAAACAAAAAAGGACUUUUUUCCGCAAAAAAGGCAUUCCUCCCCUUUUCUAGAAAUUGCAUGUAAAUUAUAAAUUAUAUGAAACAAGCAAACAAAACACACACACUUACUUUUAGCAAACAUCAACAAAACAAAAGUACAUAUACAUAUUAAUUUAAAAAACAAAUAUGCAAAAUGAACACACUACAUAAUUGUAAAUAUUUAUUGAGUUAGAAACUAAAAAAAGCAUAAAAACCGAAAGAAAGAAAUAACAAAACAUAGCAACCAUAACAUAUGUUUAAAACAAAUUAUUUAAACAAACCACACAAAAAUAUCUAUGCUUUAAGUAAUUACAAAGAUAAAAUAAAACAAAAAAACUAUGUAAUAUCAUUAAGCUAAAAGACAAGCAAAAAAUAAAAUAAAAA